Messenger RNA from Gastrolobium bilobum, 1664 nucleotides. Its product is annotated as aspartic proteinase PCS1. Gene Ontology annotation, biological process: proteolysis. Gene Ontology annotation, cellular component: extracellular region. Gene Ontology annotation, molecular function: aspartic-type endopeptidase activity. The transcript has a single exon. Lineage: Eukaryota; Viridiplantae; Streptophyta; Magnoliopsida; Fabales; Fabaceae. The record is from RefSeq and is a predicted model, not a curated record. Bases 82 to 1455 code for a protein of 457 amino acids.
CUUAUUUUCAUACUUUUUUGCUAUAUAAAUACAACACAACCCCAAACCUCACUUUACCACACUUAACACUCACACUCUUCAAUGGCCAUGUCAUUACUCUCCAACAUGUUUCUCUUCCUCUGUUUCUUCUUCUUCUCUGUUACCGUCUCUGCACAACUCAACCACACCAACACCAAAACCAACAACACCACAAACUUAAACUCACUCUCACUUUCUUUCCCUCUCACAUUACACCUCUCCACAAACACCACCUCAAAAAUGCUAUACAGUUCUAUGGUUUCAAAUUCAAAGCGCAACCCACGACUCAAAACACCACCUUCAUCUUCUUACAACAACAACAACAAGUUCUCUUUCAAAUACUCAAUGGCUCUCAUCGUGUCCCUUCCCAUUGGAACACCACCGCAGGUUCAACAAAUGGUGUUGGACACAGGAAGCCAACUCUCGUGGAUUCAGUGUCACAAUAAAGCACCAAAGAAGCCUCCACCAACGGCGUCGUUUGAUCCUUCUCUCUCUUCCACUUUCUCUAUCCUCCCCUGUACACACCCUAUGUGCAAACCUCGAAUUCCCGAUUUUACCCUCUCCACGUCCUGUGUCCAGAACCGCCUCUGCCACUACUCUUACUUCUAUGCCGACGGUACCUACGCCGAGGGCAAUCUCGUCAGAGAAAAACUCACUUUCUCGCGUUCCGUUAUUACCCCUCCCCUUAUUCUAGGUUGCGCCACUGAAUCCGACGACGCAAGGGGCAUUUUGGGAAUGAACCGUGGGCGCUUGUCCUUCGCUUCCCAAUCGAAAAUUACCAAAUUCUCUUAUUGUGUACCCACCCGACUGACCCGACCCGGAUCCUUCCCAACCGGGUCGUUCUAUCUCGGUAACAACCCGAAUUCUGCAGGGUUCCGGUACGUCGAAAUGUUGACAUUUACUCAGAGUCAACGCAUGCCGAACCUUGAUCCCUUAGCCUACACCGUCGCGAUACAGGGGAUUAGGAUCGGCGGGAAGAAGCUGAGCAUCUCGCCGGCGGUUUUCGUUGCGGACGCGGGCGGGUCGGGUCAAACUAUUGUUGACUCCGGAUCCGAGUUCACGUACCUUGUUAACGAGGCUUACGGUAAGGUGCGGGAGGAAGUAGCGAGGGUAGUGGGGCCCGGGAUGAAGAAGGGGUACGUGUACGGUGGAGUUGCUGACAUGUGUUUCGACGGUGAUGCCAUCGAGAUCGGACGGUUAAUAGGGGACAUGGUGUUUGAGUUUGAGAAAGGCGUGGAGAUAGUAGUUCCCAAGGAGAGGGUUCUUGCUGACGUGGGAGGUGGGGUCCACUGUAUUGGGAUUGGAAGCUCCGAAAAAUUGAAUGCGGCCAGUAACAUUAUUGGGAAUUUUCACCAGCAAAAUAUGUGGGUGGAAUUUGAUCUGACCAAUCGUAGAGUGGGUUUUGGUAGGGCUGAUUGUAGCAGAUUGGCUAAGUAGAGAGAGGGGAAAGAUGGGAUAGGUGCUGGUGCAUGUACAAUAUAAUAUGAACGAGACUGAUGUAUAUACGAGGAUUAGGGGUUACGUAUCAUGAUAUUAAUAUUGAUAUUAAUAUAUGAACCAAUGUUUUUUUCAAAGAUAUUAUAUUGUAUGUCUGAAUGUUCUCCUAGUCGAUUUUAUUUGUAUAUGUUGUGCAAAUAUUAUGUAAU